This is a messenger RNA of Struthio camelus australis, 356 nucleotides long. Lineage: Eukaryota; Metazoa; Chordata; Aves; Struthioniformes; Struthionidae. The record is from RefSeq and is a predicted model, not a curated record.
AUCGUGGCCGCCAGAGGCAACGAGGAGGACAACACCGUGGAGCUGCGCCGCAUGUCCGUCGACUCCAACUACCGCGGCAAAGGGAUCGCCAAGGCCCUGGGCCGCAAAGUGCUGGAGUUUGCCGUGCUCAACAACUACUCCUCCGUCGUGCUGGGAACCACGGCCGUGAAGAUGGCAGCCCACAAGCUGUACGAGUCCUUGGGCUUCAAACACGUGGGCGUCGUUGAACAUUACGCCCUCCCGGGGAUGACGCAUUCCUUACUAGAGAGAAUGUUUUUCCAGCUUCGCUACCACCGCUACCGCCUGCAGCUGCGCGAAGAAUAAAACCCAACCAAACACACACACACACACACACA